This is a messenger RNA of Lymnaea stagnalis (great pond snail), 7689 nucleotides long. The record is from the annotation of a GenBank genome assembly. Lineage: Eukaryota; Metazoa; Mollusca; Gastropoda; Lymnaeidae.
ACACACACCACAACAUUGACACAGUGUCACACAACACACAGUACAGUAUUUUCUCAUUUCUAAUAAUUGACAUUUAUCUAUUGAUCGACGUCAACUUUUUCAUAAACCUGCUUUAGUCUGAUGUGUGGAAAAAUUGCUAUCUGAUUUUAAAAAGGAAUAUUAAAAUGUAAUCAGUUUAUUUAGAUAUUAUUAUUUUUAUUUUGUAAACAGAUUCAGGUUGCAAACGAGGACGAGGAGGAGACAGUGAUUUCGGAUUUGUAAACAAUCAUUUAAAAAAUGUAAUUGAAAUUGUAAAUUAGUUUAGGCCUAACAAAUCUCAUCAUACUCAUAGCAUAGAGUUGUACGGUAUACCGAGUUGUACUACAACAUUGGUCCAUAAUAGUCUAUAGUCCUAUAUUUCUAUAAUCUGACUUAUACUUAUACGUUUUUUGUUGACAAUGUAAAUGUAGAGUCAAAGUAGUGAGUAGUGUAGCUCAUCUAUACCAGUGGUCCCCAAAUGGGGGUCCGUGGACCUUCACAGGUCCGCAUGCCUAACGCUGCUGGUCCCAAUAACAUAAAUAUUUAUUGUCAAAUAGAAAUAAAAGUAUACAAUAAAUCAUGCACCGGUCCCUUGUAAAAUUUUGAAACUUGUUCAUCGGUCCGCCAAACUUAAAAGUCUGGGAUCCACUGAUCUAUACUAUAAACCAGUAUCAGUACUAAAAUUCUGCUUGCUUUAUUUUAAAAAAUAAAUAUAUUUAUAUGAUUAAUUAUGAUUCAUAUUAUAAUUAUGAUAUGAAUCAUAUAUAAUAUAUAUUGUUAGCAAUAAAGAUUAUGAAUUUGCUUUCCUCCUUUUCUUGUUUUUGUUUCUUUUAAUUUAUUAAUGUUUAUUGAUUGAUGGACUGCAUUUAAGUAAUGAAAUAUAAGAACAAGGUAUGCUAAAUUUGAAUUCAUAAUCAUAAACAGGACAAAAGAUUUUGAACUUUCGGCUUAGAGCCUUCAUCAGAAAACGAGACAAAAAGAAGUAUAACAAGUAUCAAAUGUUUAUUGAAGUUUAUAGUUACAAAACACUAAUACUAAUAGUAUUACUGUCAUGUUGAUAAAAGUAAUAAAUACAUUAUGUAGGGUCCUAUCAAUUAUGAUACAAAGAUUCUUUUAUUAAAAGUAACCUACUAAUAGUAUUAUACUAAUUGCAGAACUUGUUAUUUAGCCUUAGGAUAUGCAUAUUUAAUUAUAUUACAUACAUUUGAUGUUGCGACAGAUAAUUUAAAGAUGAUGGAAGAAACCAAUGAUGAGCAACCAGAAAUGGUCUCACAUGAAGAAGCAAUGGAGGCAGAAAAAGAGGCAACUCAAACUUCAACAUUUUCAAUAGGUAUCAAAUAGACAGUGUGCAUUGUGUGAUAUAAACAAAUCAUAUCAAAAGCAUAUCAUUACAAUUAAAAAUUGACAGUUAUAUGGAAAGAUUCUUAGAUUUACUUGUAUGUUUAAAAAGAAAUGUGGUAGUUUAAAAUGUUUAAGUUUAAAGUGAGAUUCAUUGUCUAUUUAUUUAAGCAGUUGAAGGUGUUCUGAUUAUGUAACAUUUUUUUGUUUAGGAUCUCCAACGACCUUAUUGCCUAAGCCACUAGCAGCACCCACUCCAUUACCUGCAUUUAUUAAUAUGUCACUUGGAAUCAUGGGCAAUGUAAUAAAUAUUUAACUACUUCCUCAUUUGAUAACUGAUUUUUAUCUUUAUAAAUACAUCUUAAGAAAAUAAAAAUAUAUUUAUAUUAUUAAAAUAAAUGCCUCUGAUUUUAAUUCAAUAACAACGUUAAUUUAUUAAUGUUGUAAAAGUGAUGUCAGCUAUUUGUUUUAGUAUUGUAUAGCUGACAUUAGGCCAAUAAUUGUUUCCUUAGGGACCAUCUACACCAACUGUUCCUACACAAACUUCUCCAGUUUCAACCCCAACACAUCCAAAAGCUCCAGGUAUAAAUAAAUUUAAAAGGUUUUAAAAUUAAAUCUUUAUUUCAAAAUUGAUGAUAUCAUCCGCUGUUAAAAGCAUCUCCUUUUUAUCUUGCUUUCUUAAAAUUCAAGCCCAUGAAUCAUGGCAUGAUUCAAUCAUUUUGUCUGAAACUUUCUUGAUUAAUAGAAUCUCCACAGAUCCCCCAUGAGGUGAAGACUAAGAUCCCUGAAGCGGCAGCUGAACCGCAAGGUUUUGUAGCAAGUGCCACUGCAGGAGGUCAGAGUCUCUUUGGUUGGAUUUCCAAUAACAGUUUGGUCAAUCGAGUGGUUGAAAAAACAAAGGUUUGUACUUAUUCAUUAAAUUGACAUAGUUCAGGAAUAUAUGAUUGUGACAAACGAUUAUAAGACCAGUGAGAUUAAGAAAUUUGUUUGCUUCAGGAUUGAAUUUUCUCUCUAUAUAUUAAUAUAAAUGAUAAAUCGUGGAUUAAAAACCUGCUAUUUUUACUAUCAUGUGCACCAAAUUUCAGCUCUGUUGUGAUUUAGGAACCAGAGAUCUAAGCAUUUCAAUGUGAUACAAAACCUAACCAAAAUAAAUAUGAAAUUAAUAAGAGUGGGUUUAAGAAAAAUGAUUAAACUUAAAUGACUAUUAACAAUUAAUUGUUGCAAGUGUUUAAAAAUGUUUUAUUCAGAGUUCAAUGGAGACUGUCAUAACAACUUUAGAUCCUGGAAUGCGACAAAUAAUCUGUGAGUAUGCAUUUGAACUUAAACAAAAAUAACAAUUUAAGAAGGGUUCUUUGCUAUCAACCUGCUUUUAUUUUAUCAGUGCUGCUUUUCCUUUGAAAUUUUAUUAUAUGCAUUAAAGCUAUAUUCUAAGAAAGGGUCUGUAGCAUUUGCCUGACUGACAAAGGUAUUCAUGGGGAAAAAAGGCUAAUUACUCUGAUUUAAGAUGAAUUAGCAAAGAGUUUUUUCCAGCAGGCUUUAAAAGCAAUAUUAUAAUUUUAUUUAUUAAAUCAAUAUGUAUUUAAAUGAGACAUGAUAAUAUGAGAUAUAAUUCAUAUUAACAAAUCGUACAUAAUUUUUGUUGUCAAACUUUGUAUUUUCAGUUUCUGGUGGAGAUAUUUCAAUAACUGUAGCUUCCACCAAGGAAAAUAAAUUGAUUCCUGUGAGAGAUGCAUUUCAGAAAGUUUUUGGUAAAGCAACAAUUUCAGGAAAGGUUUGUAUUGGAAGGUUUAAAAUAUGACAUAAAGCUGCUGUAUUUCUUUCUCAUUGUUUAAAUAGUUUUUAUUUUAUUUAUCAUUUAAUCAUUUAUGAAUUGAGAACGUAUCACACUUUUUAAAAAAUUGUUGGCUGACAACACAAUAGGGCCUAAGCUAAUUAUAGAAAAAUAUUUAAAUGCAUUUUAAUAUUGUACAGUUUCAGUAAAUGUUAGUGCUUCUUUUCUGUUUUAAAUUUGAUCCAUUUAAGUAUUUGUUAAAACCAUGGAUGCCACUCACUGAAAGCUGUGAACUCUGAAAUCCCUUUCUAAAAAUUUGUUGAAACCUGAAUCUUUUACCAUUUUUCAAACCCUGAAACUUAACAAACUCAUAAAAUUCAUACACUGCUGAAAGUAACUUGACACAGCAAGAAGCGAGGUGCUUGCAAAUGAAAGCGAGAGGUUUGCAAACAAAAGCAAGAGGUCGCAGUACCAGUUCUAUUUAUAGCGAACCUCGCGCAUUCUUACACAUUAAUUUUUUUUUAAAACCCAGACUCCGUAUUUGAAUAAACUGAACUGGCAAAUCCAGAGCCAGAGAUAAAAACUGGCAAAAUAUUUAGCCUCGCGAAUCUGGAAUUCUGGGAUAAUCCGGAAAAGUGGCACUCCUGAUUAAAACCUCAUACAGAUGCAAAUUAUUAUUUUUUUUUUUUUCUUCUUUUAGGACAGCCAAGCAACAACUGCUGCACAGCCUGUUGGUUUUACUGCAGGCUUGAAAGGAGCUGAGGACAGAAUUGCUAAUCUACGCAACAGCGGCGAAGUUUCUGAAAACCAGACAAUUGUUGCAGUAGAGGGCUUUAUUGUGGAGAUUAUACCAGACAGGUUUGCUCUAUAGCAACUUAUCAAUAUGUUAGCUAACCUAAAAAAUAAGCUCUUUUGAUUUAAAUCUUUUUAUAUUUAACUUGUAAAAAUAUUAAUAAUUGUGAUUCAAUAUGGCAUUCCUUAAAAUGUAGAUGGUAUGAACUGAGCUGUUUGGCUCUGAAAGAUCCCACACAUGGUAUUGAGUUGCAGAUGUUCUCUCAACCAACACCAAUUGCUACAGAGUAUGUGAUGACAGCACAGGAAAAAACUCCGUCAGAUUACCCUCUAAGGUAAAUUUGAAAACCUUUACUUAUAAAGCACGUGAAUUGAUUUAAUGUUUACGACCUGAAUUGGAUCAUCUAUUUCAUAGAUUUGAAGAAAAAAUGUCAGAAUAAAUAAAACAAAUUGUUUACCUCUAUUGGGUACAUUUAUUUCACAGUAAAUAAAUGAAGGAUAACGAGAUGAUCUUUUCCUUUGCUUGCUUGUUACCAAUAUGACUUACAUUUUAAAAUAUAUUAAAUAAGUUGAUUAGUUGUUUGAUUUUCUUAUCACAAUGAUUGACUUAUGCUAGCCUUAAAAUCCCAUUUCCUUAUUCAGAUGGGCUGGUCUGUCUGUCACAAUUGGGGAAGUAAUAGAGGCAGCCCAACCUCACAUUGGUCAUGCAGAUUGGCAGAUGGUUCUAUCAGGGGUCUCAAGGCGUCAGUCCUUAUCCUUGGCUGCUCAGAGCCUGGCCUACAUGUAUAAGCAGCAACUACCCACAUCUUUUGUCUCAUGAUUUCAAUCAUUCGAUCCUUGUUUAAAAGUUUUUUUAAAACUAUAGUUCAUAUUAAUUCUUGGGUUGUUUAAAAUGGAUUUCUAUGUGAAAUAAAGACUCUUAUUUUUGUGUUUAAUAUUACAACUAUUGACCUUUUUUGUUUAAACUCAUGAACAGUGUUCAAUAUAAAAAAAAAAAACAUGGAUGUUUCUGGCUGUGAUUGUGUUUUCAAUGCUUCUGUUUCAGUUGGUCAGCAUUUAAAUAGUUGACAAAAAUUGGAGUGGUUAGUACAAUUUUGUCCAACCGCAUUAACCUUUAAAAAGUUGAUUUUUAGCUGCUUUUUUUUCUUCUCUUAAUGUCCAAUCAUUGAAAUAAUUAUAGCUUUCAAUCUUAUGCCAUGGAGUCUUAUUUGCUAAAAUUUUUGUCUCCACAUUCAUGUUAUAGUUUCAUGUUUUAUGAGCUUUCAUAGGGUUAUUGCCAUUUAAUUAUAAAUUUACUUUGAGGUAGAAAUAUUUCUAUUUACUUACAUGUUAAUGAAUAAUUUUUUUACAUGUGUACAUCCUUUAAAUGUUUGAAAGGAAAAAGAAUUUUAUUUCCUCAGACCUUAUCUGAAACAUUGAAACUUUGUGUUGAAUGUUUACAUUUGAAAUAAAAGGUGGUCGUUGCUUGCUGUUAUAGUAAUUUGGAAAUAACAAAACAUCAAAUCUCAUGUAUAAUACAAUUGAUUACUCAAUUUAGGUUGCUAAUUCAUGGUUGCCUAUUACACAGGAGUAAAAGGAAAAUUGUACAUAUUAAUUUGUCUAGAUACUUCCACUUAAAGUAACUUAAAGGCAAAAUCAUAGUGUUUUAUAAAUGAGAUUUUACUGUAAUUAAUAUUUUAAUGAACUUUUCAGUUAACUUCAGUAUAAUAUGAACCAUAGCAACCCAAGAUUUUUUUCUUUUUAAAUUGAUUAUAAAAAUCAAUGUUUAGCAAAGAGAAAUAUGCAUGAUUUUUUUUGUCUUGAGUUUUAUCUUCCUUUUUUUAUUUUUAGCGGAUUCUGUUCUGGAUUAUUUUGUAACUGGAGAUAUAAAAAUAAGUUUGUUUUUUUCUUAUAUGAAAUAUAUUUAUGUAGAUUUAUGAACAAUUCUCUACAUGAUUAAAUUUAACAAUUAUGUUUACCUGAAAAAAUUAUCAGAAUUUUGGUAAUAUUGCAUACAAAAUAUGUUUCUUCUUCUAUAUAUUAAGAGCCUACGAUCAAUUUAUUGAUCAUUUUGGCUCAUAUGCAUGUAGAGGGGAUUUGCAAUGUUUUUGUGCCAGAUUUUGAGGAUAUUUCACUCGUUGCAAGGGCUACUUUGUGAGGGUAUCAUGCAUUGGGGGUUGGAAGGCCAGAGGCGAUAGACGCAGCUGUGUCAAUUGUUGUCGCCUCAACUGUUCCUUUUGAAAGCUGUUUCCAGUCCCUGAUUUUAUUUAUUAAUUAACUCUCUGAUUUCAGCAAUGACUCUCAGAACUUAUUUUCCUACAUACUAACAUGGGAGGUUUAUCAAACUGGUUAAUAUUGGUUUUAGGAUUCAAGCCUCAAAACCAGUUAUUGGUUUUUACAAUGCAUUCCCAACUGUUCUGCACAGCAAGCUCAGAUAGACAAGAAUGUUAUUAGUAACUCUCUUUCCAGUACAUAUUCAUACCCCAAAUUGGUAUUAUCAAUUGUCUAACAUGAAACCUGCAGUAGUUAUUUUACACCCGCAGAGCAUGUGCUGGAGAGCCUAUGUUUAUAACCAGUGACCACACUGCGAUAAUGCAAUCUGCAAACUUUUUAAUAUCCAUUGACACCUGCAAAGACAAAGCCACCUCAAAUUUUAUUUUAUCUCCCAAUUUUUUGAAGAAAAAAAACACAACUUUGACCGUUCCCUGACAUCAAUCAGCUAACCGCAGUUAUUGUUAGAAACCAAGGAAGGUUAACGAGUAGUCUACGUAAUUUAUAAAUGACAGUUUAUAAUUUUUAAAAGUCUUACAUUUAAUAAAAUUUAUACUGGUAGUUAUGUCUUUCUCUUCAAAAUUUUAUAAAAAUAAUUCUAUUAAUCGCUUUGUAAAAAUCAAUAACUGGUUAUCUGUUUUGAAUCCGAUUAACAGUAAUCUGAUUACUGUUUAACAUCCUUAUACGAACCUUGUGAAAUUGUACCGCACAAAUAUUAUGUAUCACACUCUGAAAAUGUCUAUUGUUUCUUAUUUUGUUUGUCAGAUAUUAUAUAAAUAAAGAUAGUUCCAAAGACCCUUUAUAAUUUUAUAAUUCAGAAGAGUAAAAUACUGAUUAUUUCUACUCAGAAACAAAAUUUCAACCGUAUCCGGAAAUUUGAUCGCAAGAAAUUUCGUCGAUGGUAAAUUGAUCAAACGGAAAUUGGUUGAAUUUUUUUUUCCCAGGUUUUACUUUAAUAUUUUGCUUCAAAAAGAAAUUUGACGAAAAUUUUAACGUGUUAACUGAAAAAAAAGUUUCGACCAAAUUUCCGUUGGAUCAAAUUUCCGUCGAUCAAUUUACCAUCGACAACAUUUCCUUUGAUCAAUUUAAACGGCACAAAGUAAAAAAUUGAUAAUUUAAAACUUGCCCUUUUCCUUUUAUGGAAUAUUUUUGAAACGAGUUUAAAAAAAAAAGAAGAGCUCAUGCGUUUUAUGUCUUAGUUUUUUGGUUUUUGUAAAUUAAAAAAAAAUGUUGGUGAUUAGUCUGUCAGUUUAUGUUGAUAUUAAUUACGUGCAAAAAGAUACUGGGACUUUCUUUUAUUAUUUAAAUAAUUUACCAAAAUGAAAGUUUCAAAACAAUUUGAUGAAAUCUAUUGGAUUAAAAAUUGUUGUUAGGAUGGCUUAUGAAUAUUUUAAUAUGCUUAAUAAUAAUAUUAUAGAGGGUUUCUUUAAUGUUAUAUUACGUUGAUUGUGUAAUUUUUACAUGACAUUUGACUAAACAUGUAUGUAACAACUUAAGAAAGGCAAUAUAAACUACAAUUG